This is a messenger RNA of Raphanus sativus (radish), 1637 nucleotides long. RefSeq lists its product as uncharacterized. Bases 382 to 1467 code for a protein of 361 amino acids. The record is from RefSeq and is a predicted model, not a curated record. The transcript is spliced from 2 exons. Lineage: Eukaryota; Viridiplantae; Streptophyta; Magnoliopsida; Brassicales; Brassicaceae.
GUUUCCUUCUUCUCCUUCCAUAUCUCUCUUCCUUUUCUCUUCUUCCUCUCCUCGUCUCUCAUUCCCCUCUCAAUCUCUAUCUCUCUCUCUCUCUCUCUCUUUUCUCCGCCGCUGCUCAGAUCUUCCCCGUUCUAACUCUUUUGUGGAUCCAGAUUCUCCUCCUUUUUAUGUAGGUAAGACGCAUAAACAAGUGGUGCUAAAGAGUCAAAAGAUCAACAAAAGUUUUUAUAAUCGGGUGAUCUGGGCUGCAGCAGAUGCGAGUGAAUGUGGGUGUUUCAUAGCUUCGCAUUGUUUUGGAGACAAGGAGGCUUGUUAUCAUCUAGUGGCGGCUACAGGCACCCAUGCUGUUAGAGAGCAUGCGUGGAUACUGUGUUUUGGGUGAUGCCCCUGACCAAAUUAGUUCCCGAUGCAUUCGGGGUUGUGACCAUCUCUCUCGUCUUCCUGCUCAUCCUCCUCGGUCUCCUCUGCAUCGCUUACUCUCUCUACUUCCAGUCUCACGUUCGUAAUCAAAGGUUUCUCCAGCUCGGUUACUUCAGCGGUCCUUGGAUCAUCCGGAUCGCUUUCAUCCUCUUCUCUAUCUGCUGGGCCAUCGGAGAGAUUCUCAGGUUGAGUUUGUUCAGGCGACACAGGAGGAUACUUAGCGGGUUGGAUCUCAGAUGGCAAGAGAACGUCUGCAAGUGGUACAUCGUCUCGAAUCUCGGUUUCGCGGAGCCUUGCUUGUUUCUCGCCCUCGUGUUUCUCCUGCGAGCUCCUCUGAAGAUGGAGUCUGGGGCGCUGAGCGGGAGAUGGAACAGGAACACUGCCUUUUACAUCUUUCUCUGCUGUCUCCCCGUGUUUGCCCUCCAGCUUGCGAUUGUUCUGUCCGAGUCGCGCCUAAACGGUGGUAGCGGCGCUUACGUGAACCUCCCGCGCAACUUCACGAGAACCUAUUCCCGAGUUAUUAUGGAUGGGGACGAGGAGGAGGUUGCGUUGUGUACUUACCCUCUGCUGAGUACAGUCGUCCUCGGCGUGUUCGCGGCCGUGCUUACAGCUUACUUGUUCUGGCUCGGGAGGCGGAUACUGAAACUUGUGAUUAAUAAGCGUCUGCAGAAGAGAGUGUACACUUUGAUAUUCUCCGUCUCGUGUUUCCUUCCGCUGAGGAUUGUUAUGCUCUGUUUGUCGGUACUAACCAAGGUGGAUACGGUUGUGUUCGAAGCCCUUUCUUUCUUGGCCUUCUCCUCCCUCUUCUGCUUGUCCGUGGUUUCCAUCUGCUUGCUUGUCUACUUCCCUAUCUCGGACUCCAUGGCGUUGAGGGGUCUAAGGGAUGUGGACGAGGACGAUAGGACUGUGGCGGAGGAAAGGAGUGGUGCUCUGUUGCUUGGACCACAGACCGAUGAUAGCUUGAGCUUGAGAGGUCGGAGAGACUCCAGGUCUUCUUCGCAGGAGAGGUAUGUGGAACUCAGCCUGUUUCUUGAAGCUGAGAACUAAAAAAAAUGGGUGUAAGAUUAAGAAUAUUUUGCGCAAAAAAGGCAUUAUUCAGUUUUUUUUUUUUUUGGCGAAGACACUGUGACUGUAAAGGAGGGUUUGAGGGGGAUUUUACUCUUGUGAGGUUUUGUUGUUUGAAAUAUUUUCUGCUUGGUGGAUCAUAUUUUUGUACC